Messenger RNA from Anas platyrhynchos (mallard), 12054 nucleotides. RefSeq names its product EPH receptor A7 (gene EPHA7). Gene Ontology annotation, biological process: ephrin receptor signaling pathway; axon guidance; protein phosphorylation. Lineage: Eukaryota; Metazoa; Chordata; Aves; Anseriformes; Anatidae. Gene Ontology annotation, molecular function: protein binding; ATP binding; transmembrane-ephrin receptor activity. The record is from RefSeq and is a predicted model, not a curated record. Gene Ontology annotation, cellular component: dendrite; plasma membrane.
AGCGGCGCGGAGGAGGAGGCGGGAGCAGCAGCAGCGGCGGCGGCGGCGGCGGCAGCAGCAGAGGCAGGAGGAGGAGGAGGAGGAGGAGAACGAGCAAGGCAGCCGGGAGGGAGGGAGCGCCGAGCAGAAGACGAGCAGAGCGAAUUCUCCACCGUCCUCUAGUACCCAGCAAGCGGCGGCAGCGGCAGCGGCUAGGAAUAGAUAGGUAGAAAUAUCAAAACCGCCCCGCUCCUGCACCAUGGUUCUGCGAAGUAGGCUCCCUUCUUGGAUUAUUUUGUGCUCCGUCUGGCUGUUCCGCUUUGCACACACGGGGGAGGCACAGGCUGCGAAAGAAGUAAUAUUGCUGGACUCUAAAGCACAACAGACAGAGUUGGAAUGGAUUUCCUCUCCUCCCAACGGGUGGGAAGAAAUUAGUGGACUGGAUGAAAACUACACUCCUAUACGAACAUACCAGGUAUGCCAGGUCAUGGAAUCAAACCAAAACAACUGGCUUCGGACUAACUGGAUUGCAAAAAGCAAUGCACAAAGGAUUUUUGUAGAACUGAAAUUCACUCUGAGGGAUUGUAACAGUCUUCCUGGAGUUCUGGGAACUUGUAAAGAAACUUUUAACUUGUAUUAUUAUGAAACAGACUACGACACUGGCAGGAAUAUCCGAGAAAACCAAUAUGUAAAAAUAGACACUAUUGCAGCAGAUGAAAGUUUUACCCAGGGUGAUCUGGGGGAAAGGAAAAUGAAACUUAACACAGAGGUGAGAGAAAUUGGACCUUUGUCCAAAAAAGGAUUCUAUCUUGCAUUUCAGGAUGUAGGGGCCUGCAUUGCUUUGGUCUCUGUCAAAGUCUACUACAAGAAGUGCUGGUCCAUCAUUGAGAACUUAGCUAUUUUUCCUGACACAGUGACUGGUUCAGAGUUUUCCUCUUUAGUUGAAGUACGAGGAACUUGCGUCAGCAGUGCAGAGGAGGAGGCUGAGAACUCUCCGAAGAUGCACUGUAGUGCAGAGGGAGAAUGGUUAGUGCCUAUUGGAAAGUGUAUCUGCAAAUCAGGAUACCAGCAGAAAGGAGACACGUGUGAACCUUGUGGCCGUGGGUUCUACAAAUCAUCUUCACAAGAUCUGCAGUGCUCCCGCUGCCCUACUCACAGCUUUUCUGACAAGGAAGGAUCUUCAAGAUGCGACUGUGAAGAUAGCUAUUACAGAGCACCUUCUGAUCCACCAUAUGUCGCAUGCACAAGACCUCCAUCUGCACCACAGAACCUCAUUUUCAAUAUCAACCAGACUACUGUGAGUUUGGAGUGGAGUCCUCCUGCUGACAACGGGGGAAGAAAUGAUGUGACCUACCGCAUUUUGUGCAAGAGGUGCAGCUGGGAGCAGGGUGAAUGUGUUCCCUGUGGAAGUAACAUUGGAUAUAUGCCCCAGCAAACUGGAUUAGUAGAUAAUUAUGUCACUGUCAUGGACCUGCUAGCUCAUGCUAACUACACAUUUGAAGUCGAAGCUGUGAAUGGUGUUUCUGACUUAAGUCGUUCCCAGAGGCUUUUUGCAGCUGUCAGUAUUACCACUGGUCAAGCAGCUCCCUCACAAGUUAGUGGAGUAAUGAAAGAGAGAGUGCUGCAGAGAAGCGUGGAGCUUUCCUGGCAGGAACCAGAACAUCCCAAUGGAGUCAUUACUGAAUAUGAAAUCAAGUAUUAUGAGAAAGAUCAAAGGGAGAGAACCUAUUCAACAGUAAAAACAAAGUCCACUUCAGCUUCUAUUAAUAACCUAAAGCCAGGAACAGUGUAUGUUUUCCAGAUUCGUGCUUUUACUGCUGCUGGUUAUGGAAAUUAUAGCCCUAGACUGGAUGUUGCCACACUAGAAGAAGCCACAGCCACGGCUGUUUCCAGUGAACAGAAUCCUGUUAUUAUCAUAGCUGUGGUUGCUGUAGCAGGAACCAUCAUUCUGGUCUUCAUGGUGUUUGGAUUCAUCAUUGGGCGAAGGCAUUGCGGCUAUAGCAAAGCUGAUCAAGAGGGGGAUGAAGAGCUUUACUUUCAUUUUAAAUUUCCAGGCACCAAAACCUACAUUGACCCUGAAACCUACGAGGACCCAAAUAGAGCUGUCCAUCAAUUCGCCAAGGAGCUAGAUGCCUCUUGUAUUAAAAUUGAGCGUGUGAUUGGUGCAGGAGAGUUUGGUGAAGUGUGCAGUGGGCGUCUAAAGCUUCCUGGCAAGAGAGAUGUUGCAGUAGCCAUAAAAACUCUGAAGGUUGGCUACACUGAAAAGCAGAGGAGAGAUUUCCUGUGUGAAGCAAGCAUCAUGGGACAAUUUGAUCACCCCAAUGUUGUUCACUUAGAAGGGGUCGUUACCAGAGGGAAACCAGUCAUGAUUGUAAUAGAAUACAUGGAAAAUGGGGCCUUAGAUGCAUUUCUUAGGAAACAUGACGGGCAAUUUACAGUCAUUCAGCUGGUGGGAAUGCUGAGAGGAAUUGCUGCUGGAAUGAGAUAUUUGGCUGAUAUGGGAUAUGUACACAGGGAUCUUGCAGCACGCAAUAUUCUUGUCAACAGCAACCUUGUUUGUAAAGUGUCAGACUUUGGUCUUUCCAGAGUUGUAGAAGAUGAUCCAGAGGCUGUCUACACUACUACUGGUGGAAAAAUUCCAGUGAGAUGGACAGCUCCAGAGGCAAUCCAGUACCGCAAAUUUACAUCAGCCAGUGAUGUAUGGAGUUAUGGAAUAGUUAUGUGGGAAGUAAUGUCUUAUGGAGAACGGCCUUACUGGGACAUGUCAAAUCAAGAUGUUAUAAAAGCAAUUGAAGAAGGCUAUCGUUUGCCAGCACCCAUGGAUUGCCCAGCAGGAUUACACCAGCUGAUGCUAGACUGUUGGCAGAAAGAACGUGGUGAAAGGCCAAAGUUUGAGCAGAUAGUUGGUAUUCUGGACAAAAUGAUUAGGAACCCAAACAGCUUGAAAACCCCUCUGGGAACGUGUAGCAGACCAAUUAGCCCUCUUCUGGACCAGAACACUCCCGAUUUUACCACUUUCUGCUCCGUAGGCGAAUGGUUACAAGCUAUUAAGAUGGAAAGAUAUAAGGAUAAUUUCACAGCAGCAGGCUACAACUCUCUUGAAUCAGUUGCCAGGAUGACUAUUGAGGAUGUGAUGAGUUUAGGGAUCACGUUGGUUGGUCAUCAAAAGAAAAUCAUGAGCAGCAUUCAGACUAUGAGAGCACAAAUGCUACAUUUACACGGCACUGGCAUCCAAGUGUGAUAGACAUUUCUCCCUUAUGAGGGAGGUGACAGACUGAGAGAACAGCACUGGCCUUCAGUAUAUAUGAAGUGCUACUAGAAGACACUUGAUUUCCUGGGUCCUUCCUGCAGUGAAUAGAAGAGCUACAAGAAGCACCUACAGACUUGAACUCCUAAGUGCCACCAGAAUUUAUGAAAAGGGAAUUAGGAUCCACCAGUGGUGGCAAGGAAAACAGCAGUGACAAUAAACAAAGUACUACCUGAAUAAACAUACAAACACCUUGAGCUCUCUAACCUCCUUUUUAUCUAAUAGACUUUUUAAAUGUACAUAAAAAUUUAAAAAAGAAUAUAUUUGUCAGAUAAAAUCAUGAUAUUGUUGAAUUCAACAAAAUAUUUUCCUUAAAUCUGUGAUUUCUGAAUCUUUUUUUAAUCAUUUGUGUUUAUUCUUCAUAAAGACUUUCUUUUAGUAUGAUGUUUAUAUCUUUGGACCUUUUUAGUGCUAAUUCUAUGACACAUUACUACACUGGGUACCUCUGAAGGAUUAUUUGAAUUCAUAGAUAUUUAAGAAGCAUGACCAAGCAAUGUAUAUCUGUCCAAACUUUGGUAUCCUUUUGUGCCAUUUACUUUUGUUAAAUCAACACCGUAUCGACAUGGCUAGCUAAUUGGCAGGGAGUCAGGAAAAUGCAAGUUGCCAAGAGCUCUGAUAUUUUUUACAGAAUUUUUUAAGGUUACACAUAUACUAUCUUUUAAAAGAAAAUAAAAGACAAAAAAAAUAUAUAAAAAAAUAAAAAGAAAGAAAAGCAAUAAUGACCCCUAAGUAGUUCUAGGCACUUUUAGCAAAUUGUUUGCAAGAUGAUUUUAAUGGACUAGAGUUAAAGUGAAAUAUAUUCUAAGAUGUAGAUGUACAACUGUAAACCUGCUGAGGCACUACAUUGAAUGGACAAGUGAUUGUAGGAGUGUCUCAGAACAUGGAUGCAGUUCUCCAGUGUUACCUAAACCAUGUAAUCUGAGCACAUCACAUUUUUCUUCAAUGCUCUGCAUUAGCAAAUUGAAAGAAAUAGCUGGCAUAUAUUUUAUAUUAGUUUAAGUUGAAUUCAGUCCAACUGUGAGAAUAAGGACAGAGAUUUUAUAUUAGAACCAUAGAGCAUGAAGCAAGGGGCAGUUCAGAAUUUUCAUGUUUUUUACAGGCUUUUGCUGCUCUGAACAAAUAUGUGUGUGCUCACACAGACACAACGGUCAUUCAUCAGGAACACAGAUGCAAGAGUAUUUGCUCAAUGGAAUAUCUUUGUAUGCCAUUUACUUAUAUAUGUAUUUUGUUAGAUUAACCAUAAGCAAUAACAAAGCAUGUCUUUACAGAUAUUGCAGGAAUGUAUAUGAAGCAGAGAGAAAUGCUUUAAAAAAAUUUGAAAAUUGUGAACUACCCCAACAGUGAAAUGCUGUACUUCCAAAGAGAAUUGGGCUGCUUCUAUUGAUUUUGAUAGCGAAAGAUCCCAGGGAUCAGUCAUAAAUUGGACUUGUUUGAUAAUGUGGGCAUCCACACAAAAAAAAUAAAAACAAAAGAAAAACCCUGUAAAUGUUCCUUUGUAAAACUUGUAAAUUUUAUUUAUACUGUCUUGGUUUGUACACACAUUUAAGUGUAGUGAGCUCUGAAUACAUUGAAAAUGCACUAUAUUUUUCUAUUUUACUUGCAGAGCAUCACAAACAAACAUAUAUAUUCAGUGAUACAUAAUGUGUUUUCCCACAUUUAGGACCAAAGAUAGUUAUCAAAAACUUAAACACAUCAUUUUCCCCCCUCCUUUUUUGAACCGCUUUUUAAAUCACUGUACAGUUAUAUUUGUCAUUUUAUUUAUUUGUUUCAUUAGAAAAAACAGUUUGGUUACACCAAUUUUUGUCCCCUCACCUUUGUUGAACAAAAUCUGUAAAAAGCUUUUAAUUAGCAUAAUCCCGUUACAUUGACACUUCCAUUUGUAAUCUUUGUAAUAGACUGUAAAUAUAUUUUUGGAACUAUAAUGCAAUGUGCAUAAGGGUUAUUUUUCAGUGUCCAUAUAUGAUUGUUUAUACAAUUCACAGCACUUUACAGUCAUGCUGAGAAGCCUAAUUUAUUGCCUGGAUUUGGGCAGAGUAAGAAAAUAAGGUGAUUAUUCUUAUUUCAUAUUAGAUUGUCAGUCAGUAGAAAUUGAGUUAUUUUCUGUAUGUGGCUCAAGAUGGUUUUUAGCUAUUAAAAUUAAUUUUCAAAAAUGCUAUAGAAAUAAGAUGCAGAGUAGACUGCACACCCAACAUUGAAAUUAGUGCAUGCAAGCACUCAGCUAACAUACUUCCAGUAGCCAUUGGAACACUAGUAAUUAAUAAGCAUCCAUUUUGUGUUAUAACUAAUGCUAAGUGCCUCACUACUGGGGUGAGCAUCUGUGAGCAACUCCACAGGGUGCUUGUCAGUUUUGCUGCUGCUUUAGGCACCUAACUAUGAAUUUAGGAGUCUACGUUCAGACACCUGCUUCCUUACAAACUUUGGCUAUUGUUCCUAAGGGCUUGGCGAUUCCAGGUACAAUACAGCAAUGCUGGUAUUGCUGAGAACCCACAGACCCUAAAUGCAACAGAGUUGAGGCCAGGCUUCACCUUGAGGACCUGCUCAAUGUUCUGAAGCACAGAGGCCUCAAAGCAUGUGUGGUGACCUAGGCUCACACAUGUAAAAGUGAGAGCCCUAAUUUUAUUUCUUCCUUAUUUUUCCUUGUUUGAUUUAAGCCAUCUUCUUUGAAUAGUAAAUAUAUUUUAUCAUUCAUCUAUAUACCUUGAUUGCCUUAAUGUUGCCACAGUUUCUUACACAUUUGAAAGUGGUAGAGUAGAAAAGAAAGCACAAUCAAUACCGAUAUCCGUAUUGUAUCUAUCUAUUCAGAACAUUACUGCAGUUUAGAUCACAUGCAUGAUUUAUAUUUGGUAGAGCAGUAACAUUGACGUUGGUUUUAGUUCUCCAGAUUCCAGAAAAACAUAAUCCAAUGUAACAAAAAAAAAGUGCCAGAGAAAGUUGGUGUUCAUGAGAGGAACUGAAGAAAGAGUUGGGAGAAAGAAUUAAAAGCUAAAUGAUGUAACAAAGAAAUGAGCUCAGUUUUGGAAAGAAAUGAGCUUAAUUCCAUUGAACUUAGGAAUUAUGCAACACUAGAGAAGACAAUAUCAGGCUGUCAGUGAGGUUAAUCUUUCUUGACUUUAUCCAUCUAAAGCAUCUAAAAGAGAGAUGCCUAAAACAAGCAGAAUGAAUCUCCCUCUGGGAAUACUUAUCUCCAUUACCUGUAGAGGGAACCCAGAUGAUUAGCUUAGUUUAGGCAUCUGAUGUCUAGAUAUUUAAAACCAGAUGAUUCCUAUUCUAUAUGUUCUUGGCUGCUACAGUUCCCCCCAAGCUGAGUGUCAUAAAAAGACAGCUCUUCCGCUACUGGUACCUCCCAGAAUGUAUUUAAACUGGGCUUUAUCACAAAGAGAGGUUUUGUUGUUAUUAUUUUGUGUGUGUGUGUGUGUGUGUGUGUGUGUGUGUGUGUGUCUGGCUUUUUUUUUUUUCCUUCACGGUUUUGUAACAGAUCAUCUAAACGCUUUUUGUAUAUGGGUAUUAAUUCUUGAUACAUUUUGUGAUUGUUCUGAGGAAGACCUGCCUAGUAAAUUACAGUUAUUGAAUAUUUUAAGUAAUCAGAAAUAUUUGCUGACAUACUGCUUCAGUCCAGAGGUUAUGUGAUCAGAUAUGAUGGUUGCUGUUUGCAAAACCAUGUUUAUCUAAAGCCUUGUCAUGUAAAAAUCUCCAGGAGGCAAAGAUGCUUAAAUGUGUCUAAAAUUGAAUGUUGCCCUUAAUAUCUCAAUAAUUGAGCUCUGUCUGUAUUAUUCUCCAUUUAAAAUGAGUUUUUAAUAUUUGUUUAAACUGGAGUCGUCUGGCAUCCACUGAGGGAGUCUGAAAAAUUAUUUUAAAUUAAAUUUGCUUUUCUCCACUGAUCGUAAUAUACGGUAAAUAGUUUCCACUGUUUUGAAUGUUUCAAAAACUAUUGCUUUAAUGUGGGGGAUGAAGGGGUCUAUUUUUGUUUUGUUGUUGGUAUUUUUUUACAUUUAUGGGUUAGUAGUUGAAAUAAAAAUAAUAAUAAUAAUUUGUCCUUAACUUUCUAAAUAAUUCGUAUGUAGCAAUUUUAAGAAUGAUUUAAAUUCUGUCACUUUUGGGUUACUACCAAGAUAGUGAUUGUGUCACUACAGCCAUAAUGCCAAGUGAUACUGAGACACAGUUACAGGUUCAGCUGGCACUCUGUUGCCGAGUAUUGACAUGAAGCAGUCCACUGGUUGUGUGGGAAGCGUGAAGGUCAACUCAGUCAAAAAGGGUCAUUCCACCUUCAUAUAUAUAUAUGUGUAAUAUUGGAGCUAACAUUUACGUCCAUAAUUCAUUAUAUCCCUGCAUACAGUUAUAUAAUGACUUGUUCAACAUUUGUUUGGUGGUGGGGUUUUGUUUUGUUUUGUUUUGUUGAUUUUGGACAACUAUCAUUUGUGCUGUUUCUGGAAGUUCCCAGAUAGAAUGGUUAAGAAAAGUAAAAUAAAAAUUCUUGCCUAACAGUAAUUGUGACAGCUGGUGCUGCAGGACUAUUCAGACAGUUGGAACAGUGAUUUUUAGAUAGCUGAGGUACUAUCAAAAUGGGAUUUAUGCAGGACCUGUUAGGAUUGUACAAUAUGAAUUUACUAAUAUGUAGAAAUGAGUAUUAUUUUUUCCCGACUAACUUUGAAUGGAAUUCAAGGUGAUUAAUUUGAGAUUCAAAAAAAAAAAAUGCUCAAAAGUUCAACCUAUCCAACAAUUGUUUUUAAAAAGUGAUCUUUAUUAUUUUCAUAGUGCAGCCUUCUGUUUACUUGUCAAUAGGUGGUCCUGUAAUUAGUUAAAUUUCCUGCAAAAAGGAUGGGGUGGGGAAGGGUGGAGGGGGAAGAAUACAAAUAUUUUAUUUAUUUAUUUUAAAAACUUUUCUGGAUUAGGUUUUGCAAGAUUUUUAAGUUAAGAUAAUCAACACACAUUUAGAGUAAAGCCUAUUGAGACAACCCAAGGAACAAAAUUAGUGUGUCUACAAUAUCCAUAGAAUUCUGAACACACAUUUAGGAUGGGAAAGGGUCAAGCAGUUUGGGAGAGAAAGGAACCAUUUGGUGUUUAUAUGCUGUAGACACCAUGUAUGUUAUGUCCAGCAAGAUUAUGAAAGAUGAAAGGAAUAAUUUGGAGUUUAUAUGCUGUAUAUUAUUUCCAAUGAUAUUAUGAAAGGUUAAAGGCUUAAGAGGAAAAUGCUAUGUUCACUUUUGUUCUUGGUGAAAAGUCAGAAGACAGGAGUGAAUGGGAAGAGAAAGCUGUGAAGCCAUUCAGCAUGUCUAAACUGUAGGGUUCUGUAAGACAUGAUGGGAAUGGAGUUGAGGAGUGCUGAGAUUUUUGUUUAAGUAAAGAGAUGCUGUUAAUAAAAUAUACCUAAUAAUCUAGGGUGGAGUGGUUUCAGUAUUCUGAUUUUUCCUCAGGCCAGAUUGGAAUUUGUCAAAGAGACUAAAUUGAGACAGAUGGGAAAGCAACUGGUAAUAUGCAGCUCAUUCAAGCAGACUUGAAAGAGACAUGAAAGGAGAAAUUUACAUUAAAAGCCUGUAAAUAAAACAUAAAAUGAUGAUAUUUACUCUCAGUAUGUUUUAGAAUAGUUUUCUUUAAAUCUAGGGUAAUGACAGCAGAUUUUAGCACUGAUACUAUAAAAUUGGGUGAAAUUAUUGUUUGAUUAGUGCCCAAAAAAAGAACCACAAGUCAAAAAAUAGUUGAUGUCUUGAUAGCCUAUGAAAAAAGAUGAGAUACAACCAAGCGAAACUUGCAUAGCCAGCCAAAUGAAUCUUGGACAAAACAAGACAUAAUUCCUAGUGCCAGAAUAGCUAAAUCAGGAACAGGAAAACUAUUCAUCCACGGAUCAAAGCUUCUGUAUUUAAUUGAACCAAAUAAUGAAUUGUAGAACUGUGCUGCUAAUAAUAAUUAAUACCAAUAAUGAAAAACUACAACUUAGAGUUCAUCUGAUGAAUUGUAAUAUGGACAGCAUUGAAAAACACACUAAAUGCUUAAAUCCAAAGAUUUAUGUAUGUUGGUGAUAUUAGAGUUUCUGGACUCUGAGCUAUUUAAAACCAGUUAUAAACCAGAGAACAUAAAGCCCCAAGUCCUUAACUAAAUCUUUCCUAUUUUCUGCCAAAGGAAAAAAAAUAAAUAAAAGAAGAAAUACUGAGGAGUCAGUAAGGUUAAUCAAGUGCAAUAUCAAUUAUUUGCUAAUUAUUUCCUUAGAAUUAUCAUGAAAUACAUGAGUUUAUUUCAUGUAUUAAGAAACAAACAUCUUGCUCCAAAGACCGCAGUCUCACUGAGAGGAAAAAUCAUCCAUUUGUUUUAAUAGGGCAUCAAAAAUUUGCUUGAAAAGAGGCCAGACUGAAGACUUUAUACACCUUGAUCUCUCACAUUUCAUGUCUGUAGAGACAUUGUUCAGGCAAUUUCUUCACUAUCAUUCAACCUGUCUUACUAUGCCAGCUUCCACUGGCUUCCUGAAGGGUUACAUGUCUAUUUUUAAGAUGUUUGCUGGAAAAUGUUUCAAUUUUCUUUCCUCAGGGACCAACCAUCUUAUAACAAGAAUGUAUGUGUAGUUUCAGAAUAGAAGGUUCAGCAAUCUCAGAUUCUCUCCAGAGCGUUCUUUUCAGUCAUAGUUAUAAAAAAAUAAAUGUGUUCUCCCAUUGAGGUUGCACAUAGUAAAAAUCAUGAGAAAUCUGAUUUUCAUUGAAUAAACUUAGAAAAUGCAUCCAGAUACCUCCUGAAGACCAGAAAUGAGGGUCUUUAGAUAGUGGCUAGGGUUGUGUUCAGAAAGAACUGGGUCUAUCUUCAUAAUACUACUGGGUAUUCUGUGUGUGUGGCUUUCCCCCAUAAAAUAGUCAAGCUACCAAAUUACGGAGUGUUCUGGGUAGAUGUCCUCUGUCACUGUCAUUGAAACUAGACCACAAAUGCAGAAUGUACAAGUCCUUAAGAAAAGAAAAAAAAAUAAUAAUAAACUAAUUCUGUAACAGAAUUAGACCAAGAUUUCUCUUUCAUUUAUUGAGUUUGACCUUGGCAACAGCAAUGCUUCCAUAUCAGGUCAGUGGAAUAAUAAGAUGAUCAAGGCAUUAGAAGAUUGGUUGGGGUGAUGGGGCUCCUUGUGUGGAAAAAAAAGGGGCUGAAAAAAGGUGGUGGACCUGUGGGUGACUUUGGGCAGUCUUUAUAUUUCUCUUCCAGGAUCUUUGCCAUGUAGACCCCUUGUCCUUAGCCUGCCUCAUCCCACGACCCCCUACUGUCUCUUUUAAUCAAGUACCCCGUAAGUUCUCCCUUAUAUUACCCUACACAAAAUAAAAGUAUCUUCUUCCCUAGUUGAGAGUGUUUGUGCCACCACAGGAUGCUGGAGAAGAUGCAAAGACAGUGUUAGGUUUAAAUGCAAUUCAUUUGCCUACCUAUGGAAGAAACUGGGUCAACAAGGCAUGGAAGGGGAUUAUUAAUGAAGAUUCUUCUUUAUAUUGCUGGGUCUCAGUAUUAUAAUUGGACAACUAAUUCAAUGCUAUUCUGGAGAUAAAGGAUACACCUUAUUAUAUAAUUUCCCUGCAUACUUCAGCUCAUCCACUGCCAAAGGUAGGAGUUUGGAGGAAUAAAUAAGUAAAUAAAUAAAUAAAUCAAUAAAUCUUUCAGGUAUUUCUUUGUAGUGCUCUUUUUAAGAGAAAUAAUUGAAAUAAUUGUUUCAAUGCCUAAGUUCCCUAAACUUGUGCAAAUACAAAUCCUUUUUGAUGUUUGGCAAAACUAUCCCAGACAGACUGUGUGCUGUCUGUUGCAAACCUCAGUUUUUCCUAUCUCAUCACACUCCUUGCUUAGCAUAGUGGUAUGCAUUCCAGUCCUCAGGGUGAUAUCUUCUUGUAUUACAGCACUGAAACCCCUUUCCAAGUCUCCAUACUUGUUGCCUUUGCCUUGUGCAGAGAUGUCUCUGAAUUUUGAGGAUUAUUUUUCCCAGCCAUGAAGAGGGAAACUAAUUUUGAAGUAUGCUCUACUUCCAACUCUUCCCGUCUGAGUCAUUAACACCUAGCAGCACCCACGCUUCACUGGGGGAUGAGUGGAAGUGGGCAGUGAGGAAUGGACAUUUAGUGCCCCAGUGAUGAUAAAUGCUGUUAGAUAAUUUACCAGGAUUGAGUGUGCAGGUUUUCCAUACUCUUUCCUGUCAUGCUCUCCCUCUUUAAAGCAACUACAAGCUGUGGGCAUGUUUGGUACUGCUGCUAGGCUCCCUACAUCUCUUUCUGUGAUCAAAAAUCUAUGGGUUGGGGAGAUCAAUGCCACAUUCUAAAUGCAGAAGUCAAUACUGUUGGUCAAAACAAAACUAAAAAAGUGGCAGGGGGUUGGGAGGUAUACAGAAGAGGUGAAUCAGCCAGGCUUACGAGUGAACUGCCCAGGAACACCAAUGAUAUAAGCUAAUGGAGUAAAAUAAUAUCCAAAUCUUCACAUUGAUAGAACAGUCUAAGUGUGGAGGGAGCUGAAUGAGACAAAUCAGACCACCUAGCAAGGGGACUGUUUCAGAGUAGGGGGGAGGAGAGAUGAGGACUUUAUGAAUUAAUGAAACUCAUACAGAAAGUCAAAUGGAAAUUAAUAUUUUACCUGUGUUACCUGCUUUUGAAUUAUUUGCUGAAGAAAAAAUAUGGUUUACACUAGAAUUACAUUUCUAACUUGGAAGUAUUUCCUAUAAAUACUACCCAUUUUCAGCACGGGAAAUUUGCUUAAUAAUUUUUUUGGAAAAAAAAAAAAAAAGCUUAUGAAGACAGACUUGAUGUGCUUGAUUGAUGGUGCUUCACUUUAGAUAU